AUGCCGGUCAACUGGACAUCUGGAAAGGCGAAGCUGGCAAAAAGCAAAUUCAAAAAACGACCCAAGAAAACUUGGAAAGAUGAUGAUAACGACAUUCGGAAGAAGCCCCUGCCUUUUCGUCGUUACCUUCCCCGGGCGAAAAAGCUGACUAAACGCUCAGAACCGGUAAUCCGUCACGAGAGGGCCAGUACUUCUGGGGCAUCAGGUUCGAGAACAGAAGGAACAAAAAGGACUGAGAUCGAUGAUAAUUCUGAAACGAUUUCAGCUGGACUUCAACUAGACCAUCACAGUUCCAGCGGUCUACAAACCACUACAUCGAAUCAUCAGAAGAUCGAUAUCGCAAGAAAGAGACGCGCCCUGUUGGCUCUGACCGAUUGGGCGGGUCUUCACACUCCCGCGGUUCCAGAUGAUUUUGGCCCCCACACUCCGGCUCCUUACAGCGCCCGGCUCAGGAGAAAAGCUCUGGCCAAGAUCACUCCGCCCGAGCAAGAAAUUGUGCCGAACCUUACCGAUGAGCUUCAGAGUACCUCUCAAGAGCGUGGCUUGCAGCGUGACUCGAAUAUUCAUUCCAAUCUACGCGACAAUCAUCCCUUUAGCUUAUCACCCUCGAGUCAUGACUCCAUCGCUUCACCGACUCCAGCUAAUCCUCGGGCCAAAAAUCCAGCCACAAAACUUGUUCCGAUUUCAUCCUCCAAGCAUGUGGAGGGGUCAAAUGUGCUAAAGGCUGACAACGAACAUAAGCGCACCGCAAGGAGCAACAUCACCGGUGUUGAAUCGAAGUCCAGAUCAUUUACUUCUAAAGAUGAAAGCAGUCGCAAAGCGCCAUCUAAUCAGCCUCUCUUUGCGCCGUCGAGCUCAAAGAAAACUGAUUCAACUGUCGGUUUUCGUCCCGAGGUGCCACCUUGGAUCUGCCGGAUGUCUAGAUCCUUAGGGUUCAGUCCACCCACCGGAAUCAGUGAGUUCGAAAAGCAGAGAGCAAUCGAAAUCGAGUCCCAGCACUCCCUUCCCUCCAACGCCAUCGAACACCAUAUAACACCAGAUUUGGAGCUGCUGAUCAAGCGGGAAAUCUCACCUGGACCUGAUAAGCAUUCUAAGCGGAACGCGUUGUAUGAAGGUGUGGACAUCGGCGAACACCUAUCAAUCAGUCAACAAGGAAAAGGAGAAAAAUACGUCGACGAGGAUUCGAAAGACAGUCGAAAAUGGCCGGAAAGACAGAAAGAAGGACAUCAGAGAACAGGCGAUCAAGGAGGAGGAUCUCGAAACUCAGUUACUCAACAAAAGAAUAACCGCCUGGUUCGAGCGGGACAACAAACACCAGGCCAAGAGACUGGGGACACUAAUGCAGAUUGGGGAUGGAGGAACUUGGUUCAAAAGUCUAAGAACGACCAAUUUGAUUUACUCUUCCACGACAGGAAUGACGACAGAAGGAUCUUUUAA
Puccinia triticina is the source of this 1437-nucleotide messenger RNA. RefSeq lists its product as uncharacterized. Lineage: Eukaryota; Fungi; Basidiomycota; Pucciniomycetes; Pucciniales; Pucciniaceae. Bases 1 to 1437 code for a protein of 478 amino acids. The transcript has 4 exons. The record is from RefSeq and is a predicted model, not a curated record.